AUGGCGACUGGCUGCUGAGCGGCCGCGGAGCGCCGAGCCCCGGCGGCGGUGUAAACACAGCGCCGCCCGCACGGCCCGGCCCGGCCCGGCCCGCACCGCCCGCCCGCCGGGGACUCGGCCACCGGGGCCCGGCCGCCCGGCACCUCGCACCGCAGCUUUACAUGUGGUACACAUGAAAAUGAGGCUGAGAACGCGGAAGGCUUCUCAGCAAUCAAAUCCAAUUCACACGCAGCGUGCUCAGAGGGCGAAGAGGAAACACUCGGAGGUGGAGGAGAGCCUGCCUGGCGGCGGGGGAAAGCCACAGAAAAAUGAGACGGGCCUCCUGUCUUCAAUCAAAAAGUUCAUUAAAGGCAGCACGCCCAAGGAAGAAAGAGAAAAUCCUGCAAAAAGAAGUAGAAUUGAACGGGAUAUUGAUCACAACUUGAUCACAUCCACACCUCAAACAGGAGAAAAGCCUAAUAAACAGAUCUCCCGAGUAAGACGGAAAGGUCAAGUGAAUGGAGAAGCUGGAAGUUACGAAAUGACAAACCAACACGUAAAGCAAAAUGGGAAAUUGGAAGAUAAUCCUGCCACAGGGAGUCCCCCGCGAACUACCUUACUGGGAACCAUAUUUUCUCCCGUCUUCAAUUUCUUUUCACCAGCAAAUAAAAAUGGAACAUCAGGAUCAGAUUCUCCAGGACAGGCUGUUGAGGCUGAAGAAAUAGUCAAACAGCUUGAUAUGGAGCAGGUAGAUGAGAUUACUACGAGUACUGCAACAUCAACCAAUGGAGCAGCUUACACUAGCCAAGCAGUGCAGGUCAGAUCUACUGUCAACAAUGGUUUAGAAGAAGUAGAAGAAACAAACGAUCGUGACUUGCCACCACUUACAGCACCAGUAUCUCCAGACAGUGGCUACUCAUCAGCUCAUGCAGAAGCUACCUAUGAAGAAGACUGGGAAGUCUUUGAUCCAUACUAUUUCAUCAAACAUGUUCCACCACUAACAGAAGAACAACUUAACAGGAAGCCAGCUCUUCCACUGAAAACAAGAAGCACACCAGAAUUUUCAUUAGUUUUAGACUUGGAUGAAACAUUAGUGCACUGUAGUCUAAAUGAAUUAGAAGAUGCUGCACUCACUUUUCCCGUUCUUUUUCAAGAUGUCAUUUACCAGGUGUAUGUCCGGUUAAGGCCGUUCUUCCGAGAAUUCCUGGAACGUAUGUCUCAGAUUUAUGAGAUCAUUCUCUUUACUGCUUCUAAGAAGGUGUAUGCAGACAAGUUACUGAAUAUCCUAGACCCUAAAAAACAACUAGUCAGGCAUCGACUUUUCCGUGAGCAUUGUGUCUGUGUGCAAGGAAACUACAUAAAGGAUUUAAACAUUCUUGGAAGAGAUCUUUCAAAAACGAUCAUCAUUGACAAUUCACCGCAAGCCUUUGCCUAUCAGCUUUCAAAUGGAAUUCCUAUCGAAAGCUGGUUCAUGGAUAAGAAUGACAAUGAACUCCUAAAAUUGAUUCCAUUUCUGGAGAAACUUGUAGAGCUGAAUGAAGAUGUCCGACCUCACAUCAGAGACAGAUUUCGCUUGCAUGACUUGCUACCCCCAGAUUAAGCCUUCGGUCUGAUUACUGGAGGGGGAGAAAAUGCAGGACCCUUUUGGACUGAAACAAAACAUUGCCAUUACUGUUGAAAUUUUGCAUUUUUGUACCCCGUCUUGCUUUUCUUAUCUUUGGUGCCCAACAAUAAUCAAGGGUUACAGAAAGAGACUUUCUAUAUCUGAGAUUGAAUACAAACAGUACAAUACAGUACAACGCGGUAGGUAGGCUAGAACAGAAAAGUCUUUAGAACUAGUGCGACUCCGAUGAGUUUUUUUUAUGUACAGGACAUCUGCAGUUUAUAAAGAGUUCUGUUUCUGCCACCAGCAGUUUGACCUGUAGAAACACAGGAUUUUAUGAUAUAACAGAGAUUGAAAAAAAAAAGACUCUUCUUUUCUCUCUGUUCGGUGCUCUAAGUGGGUUUGUAGCCACUUUUCUGUUACUUUGGAGAUUCUCAUUUCAACAGGAAUGGCCAGUAAAAGUUGUUUUUAUUUUUCCUGUUAAGGUUUAUAACCUUUUUACACCCUUUGACCUGUAUUAGAUUAGAAUUUCAUUAUGCAUUCCUUUUAGUUGAGGCGCUUCAUAGUUUUUCUGGGAAUAGCCGAAUUUUCUUAGUUUUUUAUUAUACAGUCGAAUGGCCGUUUUCCUGCUUCGUCUGCCUGCAUACUGUAUAUUUGUUUAAAAAUACUCUCUAGUUUUAAUCCAUGUAAGUUUCAUUUAGAAAGAAAAGCCCUGCAUUUAUUUUUUGUUUCUGUAAUAUUCUACUGUAGUUGGAAUCUUUUCAAAAAUCAAGAGACUGGCUAGAUAAGAAGAAGAUAUGAAUUCCUAAUAUUCAGAAUUUGUUAAACCAUUGUGAUGGCGCGUACUCCGACAGACAGUAUCUUGCAGUGGCACAAACAGCCGAUGGACAAGGAAUACCUCAGACUAUACCGUGCAUGCGAGUCCUUACAGCAGAAUUAGGUUGGUCACCUGGCAGGUUCGAUGCGAGCCGAGUACUGCCGCCUCCGGGCUCCUCCACGAGUGAAGCGCUCUGCACAGGGGCUCAGCGUUUAAGGUGUUUCUCAUGGGCUGGGGGUGCCGCUGUUACGCUGCUCUUCGUUACAAUCAGUUUUAAGUGGUGUAGCAGCGAGGGCACCCGACAGCAGCUGCGCUGGAUGGCGUGGGACGGCGCAGUCAGUCUGCUGUCACAGUGGUUUCCUAUGCUAUGUGGAAAUGGUCUUUAAGCCUUGGUUCUCUGAUGCAGCUACUACAAGAGGUUGAUAUUUUUAUAAUGGCGCGUAACCUCCUGUUGAGGAGGCUUUUUAUGGAAGGUAUAAUUUGUAAAAGUGAGGGUGCUGGCCUCUCGACUGCAUGGACACGCCACAGGCUCAGACUGUUGUUGUGUGAAAGAUGUCACAGAACGGCACUUUUUCUAAAGAGAAGUUCGAUAUUUUGUAUGCUUGUUAAGAAAGUACAGUAUUGGAAAUUAAAGGUGGACAACCGAGAAUUGAGAAGUAUGUCAAUUAAUUUUUUAUGUAUAUUACCUGUUUACUUGUACAAUUUUAUUGUACAAAUUACAUGCAGCUUCAUUUUCAAAUGAGUCCUUAAAGUAAGGAAAAUCUUUUUAGGAAAGCAUUUACUUUUUGUAUUUUUGAUUUUAAAAGGCAUGAGUUAUGUCAACUUUUUCCAGUGUAUUAAUGAAGAUUUUAACUUUUCAUCAGGUUGAGUGUUUUCUUACUAUCUGACCCGUUGUGUAAGUAGCUAUAGCACAUUGUGUCACGGAACUGGUGAACAAGAUUAGCAUGUAGAGCAAGCCUGCUUUGUGGAGAAUCCUUCUUCAUUACAGAAAUCAUCGUGGCAGAAUUUCUGCAAAAGAAGUGAGAACAUUUGCGAUCCACAAUUCUUGGGGGGGGGUUUUUUGUAUUUAAAGAAGGGUAUUUUGCUUGCAGGAAAGAAAUACUACAGAUUCAUUUUAAUGAGAAUCUUUUAAAUGUAUUUAUCUUUAGGGCAUCCGGGCAUCUUUACACUGUUUGUCUUUAUGUCUUUAUUGAAAUAAAAUGUACAUAACAUGACCUUUAUAAAUGCUUUUGCGCAGACGUGUGGAGCUGUACCCAUCCCCGCCCCCCGUUUUUAUGUUGAUGACAUGGUUCUGGAAAUAUUUGUACGUUUUGGAAACGGUCGGCUUGUAUUGGAAUUGCUACAUGGUUUGCCAACUAUUUUUUAGCUGUUCGUUAAAAUGUAAAUCUGAGAUUUUUAAUGAGUUUUAACGGCGAAUCCUUGUUUAACGUGGAGUUCUUCCAGAUUUCUUUGGGUAAUUUACACCGUAGGACUGCUUUACACAUCACUACGCUACCAGAAGGAUCCCAUUUCUGUUCAGUAACUCCUGGCUGUUCUCUGACUGUACAAAGAGAUGAUCGUCUGUUCACGUAACGCCCCCGCACACGUGUGUCCUAUCUGUGGCAAAACCCAUUAUAAAAGUGCUUUCUUUAGUUAAGGAAACCAAAGCAUACAUUGCACUUUACAGCUGUAUCUGUGUUGUGAUUAUCAGAUCAGUGAGGGAAAUGGAAAUGUAAAUUGGAGGGUUUAGUUCUGCAUAGAUGCACAACGGAAAUUACGGCGACUGCUUAGUGAACAUAUUAAAUAUGAAUAUUUUAAUGCGCUGCAAGUCUGA
Coturnix japonica (Japanese quail) is the source of this 4212-nucleotide messenger RNA. It is a transcript of the gene CTDSPL2, whose product is annotated as CTD small phosphatase like 2. The record is from RefSeq and is a predicted model, not a curated record. Lineage: Eukaryota; Metazoa; Chordata; Aves; Galliformes; Phasianidae. Gene Ontology annotation, molecular function: phosphatase activity.